CCAAUAAAGUCAGAACGCCAAAACUACUGGCUGAAACCAUAGAAACGACGAGGAAGCUUCUGCAUUUGAUCGCGGAGCAACAUUUAAUAUGUUAAAAGUCGACAUAGUCUAUUAAGUGCCUAUUAUUAAUACGUAGAAUUAAUUAGGAUACAACACGUUACUUCACUGGUUUCAUCCGCAAAUCUUAUUAGCUUCGCCAGUUAGCUACAAAUUAGCUGGAGCUUGCUUUGAAAAUGUCCAAAGUGAAAAUUCUCUUUGUUGGACCCAGUGAGAGUGGAAAAACAGUUCUUGCCAAUUUCCUUUCUGACACAACAGAAAACAUCGGGGGUGAUUACAGACCUACGCAAGGAGUCAGGAUACUGGAAUUUGAAUCACAAACGGAAGGCGGUGGUGAUAAACACAUGUGUGAAGUUGAACUUUGGGACUGUUCUGGAGAUUUCAAAUUUGAAUCAUGCUGGGCUGCACUGAUGAAGGACUCCAGUGGUGUGGUGAUCGUCUUUGAUCCCAGUGUUUCAAGUCAUCUUAAAGAAAUUGAGACAUGGCAUUCGAUGUUCAUUGCCUCGCAGGCUAUGCAGGACAGCCAGUGCCUGCUGAUUGCUCAUCACAAGCCCGGCGGUGGAGCAAAGGAGAGAUGGCUACCUUUAGCUCCACAUUUAAGCAGACUCCCGCUUAUUCAAGCUAACCUGGAGGAGGAACCAGAGGAUGUGAGGCAAGCAUUCUGUAGAUACUUAGGAAAUGUUUUAAACACGCUGUCAGAAAGUCAAGAGCGAGAGGAGAUGUCCGUCAUUGCAUAACAACAAAAGCAUUAAAAACUGCAUCUUUGUGAAAA
Thalassophryne amazonica is the source of this 829-nucleotide messenger RNA. It is a transcript of the gene ift22, whose product is annotated as intraflagellar transport 22 homolog (Chlamydomonas). The transcript has 5 exons. Gene Ontology annotation, biological process: intracellular protein transport. The coding region runs from base 234 to 794 and encodes 186 amino acids. NCBI's taxonomy places the organism in Eukaryota, Metazoa, Chordata, Actinopteri, Batrachoidiformes, Batrachoididae. The record is from RefSeq and is a predicted model, not a curated record. Gene Ontology annotation, cellular component: endomembrane system. Gene Ontology annotation, molecular function: GTPase activity.